Molecule: messenger RNA, 3889 nt
Organism: Mauremys mutica (yellowpond turtle)
Lineage: Eukaryota; Metazoa; Chordata; Testudines; Geoemydidae
Gene: RAPGEFL1
Product: Rap guanine nucleotide exchange factor like 1
Exons: 15
Coding region: 236-2152 (638 amino acids)
Biological process (GO): positive regulation of GTPase activity; Ras protein signal transduction
Cellular component (GO): plasma membrane
Molecular function (GO): guanyl-nucleotide exchange factor activity
Source: RefSeq, a predicted model, not a curated record
CGGGUGCGAGUCCCGCAUCCCGGGGAGCCGGGGCAGCCCCGCCGCAGAGCCCCUGGCAGCCGGGCAGGGACGGGUCCCGGGGCCGGAGCCUGCGCCAGGGAGCGAGCCCGGGGCUGCCUGGCCCCAUGGCCCCCUGAGCCCCCCCGCCCGUGCCCGGAGCGCAGCGCAGCGCGGAGCCUGCGCGCCCGCUGCGCGCCCCGUGCGCCCCCGCUGCGCGCCGCCCGCCCGGCCGGGCAUGAAGCCGCUGGAGAAAUUCCUGAAGAAGCAGAGCUCGCACCUGGCGGGCCGGGCCGGGGCCGGGGCUGGGGCCGGGCUCGGGGCCGGGCUCGGCCCGGGGGGGCUGCAGCGCCGCCAGAGCGUCUCCCGCCUGCUGCUGCCCGGCUUCCUCCGGGAGCCCGCCGCGGAGCCCGCGGGCAUGGAGCCGGCCCAGCCCGGCGGCGACGGGCGCUGGCUGGAGCUGCGGCCCCCGGACGCCGCUCUCCGGUCGCCCUCGUCCUUCUCCUCCGAGGAGCUGAGCCCCGGCGGCGGGGAGCCCCCGCUGAGCCCCGACCCCGCCGCCACCUGCUGCUGGCCCCCGGGGCCGCCCGACAGCCCCGAGCGCCUGCUGGGGGCGCUGCUGGACCGGCUCGGGGGGGGCCCCACCUCGCACGGCCAGGGCUGCGGCGCAGACGUGCUACUGGACGACGUCAUCCUCACUCACUCGCUCUUCCUGCCGACCGAGCGCCUGCUGCAGCAGCUGCACCAGCGCUUCCUGCUGGCGUCGGGGGGCCCUUUGCCCGGCUGGGAGGAGGGCGCCGCGCUCCCGAGGAAGCGGGCCGUGCUGACCGUGCUCCUGCACUUCCUGGAGACCUACAAGGGCCUUCUGCAGGAGGAGGAGAGCGCUGGGAAAGUCAUCAAGGAUCUCUACCUGCUGAUCAUGAAAGACGCCUCCCUCUACCCGGAGCUGGAAGACGAGAUCCUGAGGCUGCACCAGCUGGUGGAGACGGUGGAGCUGAAGGUGCCCGAGGAGACCCCCCCACCCAGCAAGCAGGUCAAGCCGCUUUUCCGGCACUUCCGGCGCAUCGACUCCUGCCUCCAGACCCGAGUGGCCUUCCGGGGCUCGGAUGAGAUCUUCUGCCGCGUGUACAUGCCCGACCACUCCUACGUCACCAUCCGCAGCCGCCUCUCGGCCUCGGUGCAGGACAUCCUGGCCGCGGUGACGGAGAAGCUGCAGUACUCGGAGGAGCAGAGCGCCCGUGAGGAAGCCCUCGCCCUGGUGGUGGUGGCAUCGUCUGGAGACAAGGCCCUGCUGCAGCCCAGUGAGGAGUGCGUCUUCACCACGCUGGGCAUCAACAGCCACCUCUUCGCCUGCACGAAGGACGCCAUCGAGGCGCUGGUCCCGCUCCCCGAGGAGAUCCAGGUCUCGCCGGGCGACACUGAGCUCCACCGCGUGGAGGCCGAGGAAAUAGCCAAUCACAUGACGGCCUUUCACUGGGAGCUCUUCCGCUGCGUCCACGAGCUGGAGUUUGUGGACUACGUUUUCCACGGGGAGCGGGGCCGGCGGGAGACGGCCAACCUGGAGCUGCUGCUGCAGCGCUGCAGCGAGGUGCAGCACUGGGUGGCCACCGAGAUCCUGCUGUGCGAGUCGCUGGGGAAGCGCGCACACCUGCUCAAGAAGUUCAUCAAGAUCGCAGCCAUCUGCAAGCAGAACCAGGACAUGCUGUCGUUCUACGCCGUGGUGAUGGGGCUGGACAACGCAGCCGUCAGCCGGUUACGGCUCACCUGGGAGAAGCUUCCAGGCAAGUUUAAGAGCCUGUUCCGGAAGUUUGAGACUCUGACGGACCCCUGCCGGAAUCACAAAACCUACCGGGAAGUCCUCUCCAAGAUGAACCCGCCCCUCAUCCCCUUCGUGCCCCUCAUCCUGAAAGACCUGACGUUUGUGCACGAGGGCAGCAAGACGCUCCUGGACGGGCUGGUGAACGUGGAGAAGCUGCACUCAAUCGCCGACAAAGUGAGGACAAUCCGGAAGUACCGCAGCCGCCCCCUGUGCCUGGAUGUGGAGGCCUCGCCCAGCCAGCUGCAGACCAAGGCUUACGUGCGGCAGUUCCAGGUGAUCGACAAUCAGAACCUGCUCUUCGAGCUCUCCUACAAGCUGGAGGCGAGCAGCCAGUGACAGCCGGGGGGCGCUGGGUCCGUCACACUACAGCACUUUGGCCGGCCGCGGCCCCGGCUCGCCCCUGUGCUUGGGGAGACGUGGGGCCUGCUGCUGCGGCACUUUGUGGUUUACAGAGUCGGCUGGACUUUAAACACGCGGCCCUUCCCCCUCGGGGGUGGGGUGGGGGGCGACCCCUGCUGUGCAGACGGGGUGGGCUGGGACUGGCUUUCGGUCUAGCUUUAAACUCCGGCCCAGCUGGGCCAGGCAUCCAGGGGGACCAGGGCAUGGGUGGGAGACACUGUCCCCUCUGCCGGGUGCCGGUGGGGUGGGGUGAGGAUCGGCAUUCCCCUGUGGCCACCCCCCCCCUAGGCUCCCAGCUCCCUCUCUCCCCAUUCCUGUCCUCUCUUCUUGGGUUCAUCCCUCCUGCUUCUCCCACCCGUGUGCGUUUCCCUCCUUUCCUCCAUCCCCCAGCCAGAGCAGCUGUGAUUCCAACCCCCCCCGGCUCUCAGAGGGACAGGGUGCUGGGACCCCGACCCCGCUGCCGGGGUGCUCUGAGUGCGUGUCAGACUGCAAAGGGCCCCCCCAAGGGGAAGCAGCAUUGGGGUGCUGGGGAGAAGCCCUAGCUCCAGGGCCUCUGUCCCCCAGAGUCGGUCCAGCUGAAGGCACCGCACUUCCCUGUAGUUUCAGGGCGAUAGCCCUCCCCCAUUUCAAAGCUAUGGGUUGUCCCUGCCCGCCCAGCGUGACUUGGUCCCUAGGAGUUUGGCUGCAGUAACUGACACAGGUGGGGUUUGAACCUGUGACCUACGGAUUGGAAAGCAGGAGCCACUGGAGCAAGAGCCCUAAAUCCAUUCAACAGCCUCCUGAACCUCCUACAUGGGCCGGCGGGGGGGGGGAGGCAGAGCCCCCCCAUGGGGGUUAUGGGGCCCUCCUAGCGCUCUGGGGCUGGGUUUCUUUUCCCAUUAGCCUCCCCUUGCCCCCCAGCUUCUCCCCCAUCUCUGCCCCUCGCUUACCUAUGCCAGGGCAGGGGCCCGUCUGCCUGGGCCAGCGCUAAGGGCAGUGGUGUAACCCCAUUGCCUUUAAACCCUGCCUGUCCGCCCUGCCCUGGCCCCCAGCCACCCUCCACUGCUCCAGCAGGGACUCUUCACCUGGGAUGAAGCCACCCCCCCCGUCCCAUCGUGCCCCUUGGCGGGAUGGGAGCUGCUGCCUACAGCCAGCUGCAUCUGGCCCCAAGCAGCCCCAUGGCAGCAUGCCGAGAGGAUAGCAGCCCUGCAGGAGUGAGGGUCAAGUGUGGGGUGAGGGGGCAGCGGGGGAGCCCCAGAACGCUGUUCCCUGCAAUUCUAUUUUUGUACCUGUCCUUUUUGUCACGCUGUAAACUCCACAAGGAGGUUCUCUUUCUAUAUAUUCAGGGUCUUUCUGUUCGUCGCUGCUGAUGGGCUCGCCUGCGGCCGGGGCGGCUCCCUGGCCUAACACGAGAAUGUAUAUAUUUUGUACCAAAAUGCUCUCAGUUGUAAAUUUAUUUUUUAAAAGAAAACGUCAGCUCCUUGUGUGCUACGGUGCUUUGUACAGAGACUUUUCUCCGGGCGGCUUCGGGGUGGCAGCCCUUUGCCCACGUGAGCCGGAAUGGAAAGAUGCACCGGGCAGGUUGGCGGAGGCUGUUUGGGUUCUGAGUCUAUGAUGCUUUGACUGUGCUCCAGAAGCACUGGGGGCAGGAAGACUUCGAAACAGAAGUGGCAAUAAAAGCGGCACUGUCUACUG